Molecule: messenger RNA, 596 nt
Organism: Tinamus guttatus (white-throated tinamou)
Lineage: Eukaryota; Metazoa; Chordata; Aves; Tinamiformes; Tinamidae
Source: RefSeq, a predicted model, not a curated record
AUGCUGCCCCUUCCCAACCCGUCCCUGGAGAAUCCAAGGCAAACGCGGACACAGCGGGAGGAGUCAGGCGGGGAGGACGGAGAGGGCCUGGAGGACCUGGAGCCUGAGCAGGGUGCGAUGAGAGGGGAGGGCGCCCGGCUCCGCCAAACGCUGCCGUGUCCGAGCAGCGCCGGGGCUGGCAGCCCCCGCGGGGGCUGCCCUGGCAGAGGGGGCCUGAGCGCAGGCGUCACCCUUGCGGCUUUUCCUUUCCUUCCAGGGAAGCACGAGGAGAAGCAGGAUGAGCACGGCUUCAUCUCCAGGUGCUUCACCCGCAAAUACACGGCCGGCAGGCUCCCCGGGGAGGCCCCCCUGCCCAGGCCCGCCAUCCAGUCGGCCGAAAUCACCAUCCCCGUCACCAUCGAGAGCCAAGGCAAGAAGGCGGAGGAGCCCGCCAAGAAGUAGCCGGCCCCGAGGAGGAGGGAGAGAAACCGCCGCCGCUGCUGCCCUGCUCAGAACAGCUCCUCACGCCACCCCCGCUUCGAUCCCUGUUUUUAUUCCUUAUUUUGUACUCACCCCAUCACUGAGUGUCUUGAAUAAAUGGGAAGAAAAAUGUAGAA